Messenger RNA from Emys orbicularis (European pond turtle), 918 nucleotides. Its product is annotated as zinc finger protein 485-like. Lineage: Eukaryota; Metazoa; Chordata; Testudines; Emydidae. The transcript is spliced from 6 exons. The record is from RefSeq and is a predicted model, not a curated record. Gene Ontology annotation, biological process: regulation of transcription by RNA polymerase II. Gene Ontology annotation, molecular function: DNA-binding transcription factor activity; RNA polymerase II cis-regulatory region sequence-specific DNA binding. The coding region runs from base 1 to 918 and encodes 305 amino acids.
AUGGUCCCAUGCUUCUGUAAGACCCCAGUCUCCAUUUUUCAUGGGCUGAUCCUCACCUACACAGGAGGACUUACAGGAUUUCCCAUUCCCAAACCUGAACUGAUCGCCCGGCUGGAACGAGGGGAAGAGCCAUGGGUGCCCGAUCUCCAGGCCUGUGAAGAAAGAGAGAUCCCGAGAGGCACCCACACAGGUGAUGAGAGAGUGAGUGAGAAUGAAGAGGAGAAUCAUGAUGCAGAAGUUCCUGAACUAAUUACUCAUCAGAGAAUCCACACAAGAGAGAGACCCCAUAAGUGUUUAGUCUGUGGAAAAAGUUUCAUACAGAGGUCAUCCCUUGUUAAACAUCAGAGAAUCCACACAGGAGAGAGACCCCAUAAGUGUUUAGUCUGUGGAAAAAGUUUCAUAUGGAGGUCAGACCUUCUUAAACAUCAGAGAAUCCACACAGGAGAGAGACCUCACAAAUGCUGUGUGGAGUGUGGGAAAAGUUUCAGAAUCACAUCAUACCUUGUUUUACAUCAGAGAAUCCACACAGGAGAAAGCCCCCAUAAGUGCUUAGUCUGUGGGAAAAGUUUCAUUCGUAGAUCAGACCUUGUUAACCAUCGGAGAAUCCACACAGGAGAGAGACCUCACAAAUGCGUUCACUGUGGGAAAAGUUUCAUACGGAGAUCAGACCGUGAUAAACAUCAGAAAAUCCACACAGGAGAGAGACCUCACAAGUGUGUGGAGUGUGGGAAAAGUUUCAUUAGCACCUCAUCCCUUGUUUUACAUCAUAAAAUCCACACAGGAGAGAGACCUCAUCAGUGCUUGGACUGUGGGAAAGCCCGGGACCCUGGUCACAACUUCAUAAAAGCCUUGCCUGUGGGUAAAGUUUCCUUCAGCUACCGCACCUCAUUAAACAUUAGAGAAUCCACAAAGGUGUGA